Pogoniulus pusillus (Red-fronted tinkerbird) is the source of this 3423-nucleotide messenger RNA. RefSeq names its product TNF receptor superfamily member 8 (gene TNFRSF8). Lineage: Eukaryota; Metazoa; Chordata; Aves; Piciformes; Lybiidae. Bases 228 to 1598 code for a protein of 456 amino acids. The transcript is spliced from 11 exons. The record is from RefSeq and is a predicted model, not a curated record. Gene Ontology annotation, molecular function: protein binding.
GUGUACCUUCUGCAUACCUUCUGUGACAACCCUGAUGUGUGCAACUGACUUGCAGAAACCCAGCAGCUCCGGGACUAGUGAUUGACGUGAUGGAAUGGCUCUGGACUGAAUGAACAGAUAAGGAGGAAGACCAGGUUGGAUCCUGGGAGAAUCUCAGCCUCCAGAAGGAGCAACUUGGCUGCUUACCCUCCUAUGCUGGGAGCUAGAGAGAUUUAACACCACUACAGAUGGCUGCCAGCAGCCUGGCACUGGGACUGUGGCUCUUGCUGCUUCUCCAGGAUAUCCAAACCUUACCACAGACAUCAUUAACCCCUUCUCGUUCCUGUGAUACACUUCAGAACUGGUUCUAUGAUGAAACUUCGCGAAGCUGCUGUUACCGGUGUCCCUCAGGCUCUGUUAAAAAGAGAGCAUGUCCUAGAGACUCGGCUGAAGACUGCAUGAGGUGUGGGCCUGAGCAGUAUGUGGAUGAAACAUCCGCAAAGCCACAAUGUCACGCUUGCGUAUCCUGUGCAGAACCUGAGCUUGUGGAGAAAAAGCCCUGCUCCUUCAAUGCCAGCCGCGUCUGCGAGUGCCGGCCUGGCCUCUUCUGCCAGACAUCUGUGGAGUACAGCUGCUCGCGAUGCCAGAAGCACACUGUUUGCAAGCCUGGUUUUGGAGUCAAAGUCAGAGGCACCUCAAUGAAUGAUGUCACUUGUGAAAAGUGUCCUUCUGGGACCUUCUCUGAUCAAAACUCCAGCACUGACACCUGCAAGCCCCACACAAACUGUGCCGAGUUAAACAAAGUAGCACUAAGUGAAGGAAAUGCCACACAUGAUCGGGUUUGCAUGGACCUCACCCCAAGCACUUUGCCCAUGAGAUUCAGCAAUGACACCAGUAACUCUGACCUGCAGCGGUUUAAGGAGAGUCUGGUGACCACUGUUAGUAUCCUUUUAAGUGCCACAGGAACUGAAAAUCCCAGUUCAACUCCUGAGGAGAAAGCUCUGGCUAGCACUUUUCCCACUUCAGCCAAGGGGGAGACAACCACAGCAGGUCCAGUUCUGUGGGCAGUGGUUCUCCCCGUGGUAGUGCUGCUUGUGGCCAUGCUGUUACUCAGGAAAUGGAAGGUCUGCAAGAAGCUCAUCCGCAAAGCAAAGAGUUCAGAUCUGGUGACCAAGCAUACAGAAAUUACAACUGCUGACAGAGGGCCAGAAGGGGAGGCGUUAAUUGACAGAACCCUGCCUUUGGAAACCAACAACAACUUGGUCUCCAGCACAGAGAAAGCAUGUAGUCCUGAUCUGAGUCUGGUUGAUGUGACCCAGAGCAGUGGAAGUGCCCCAGACUGCCCAACCAAUUCUCCAGUGAGAGACCACACAAACAACAGAAUUGAGAACUUGUACAUCUUGAAGGCCAACACUGUUAUUGUGGGGUCCACUUCAGGCAAGAACUGUGCUGCUGGGGGAUGUGAAAGCAGUGUUGAUGGCCGGGAAAAAAUGGAAGAGGUACUGGAAAUGCACUAUCCAGAGCAGGAAACAGAGUGCUUCCCAGGGAAUGAUGUGAUGGUUCCCGUGGAAGAGGAGGGAAAGGAAUUUCAUCACCCCACCACUGCCACUGAGAAGUGAUAACCCACUGAAGAGGUGUGUGAAACUACAGAAACAUCCAGUGUGACACUAAGGCUGAAUCCAUGACAAGAGAGGUGGACACAGUGACCUAGGUUAUCUGAAAACUCCUAGAAAACACCGACACACAUUUAAAGAAGCAGUGCUGGAACCUAGCUCAUCUGACAAAUGAGAGGACUGUCUGAACCCUUGGCCUUAAUAGCUGACAUCAACUAUAUCUCUUUCCCUCUGUCUCCUGGUGUCACACCGAAAACUAUUUAAAAUCAAAUUAGACAAUUUGGAGGACAUCUGGAUGCCGAGUCAGCCCUCCCAGCUUGCUUUCUCUGUGUGAAGGAAUGAAUUAAAUACUCUGAAUACUGCUAUUAGAGGUGAAAAUUCUGGUCAGAGUUCUAAGCUUGAGACUCAGCCUCCUUUCAUACGCUGUUUCUAUGCCAGUAUCAGAAACACUGCCAUUUUUGUCGUACCAUUGCAACGAAUGGUAUUUUUCUUCAGGCCUCAACUCCUGACUGAAAAUUAUGACAAUGUCACUUUUCCCUAACACAGGCAGAACUCUCAAGUUUGCAGACUUUGUGUUCUUGAGGAAAUAGGAUGCAAAGGUGCCAUGCAGACUCAGAAAACUGAACUAAAACUAACUGAAUUCCACUGUGCUUCAGGCCAUUCUUUCUAUGUUUUGAAGUCUGACUCAUGGCUUUUGGCUACUUCAGAUCAUCAGCAAGUUCAGAAAAUGGUUUCUUCCGCUGGAACUGGCUGAACAUUUGGGUAUCAGAUGAACUUCUGUCUUAGACCAGCGUGGAGUCUGUCAAAAGGGAAAAGAAGAAAACAAAUGAGUUUUCUUCAAGAAGGAAGGAUGAAAACCAGGCACAGCAGUUAUUUCUUACAACGUCAUUAAUAUCUGCUUGUUUUAGAGUGACUAAUAACCAUCAGGGUGACACUGAUUUGCAUAGCCAGGCUUUAAAAGAAAUCUUUUUGUCGUCAGCUGGCUUAUGUUAUGCUACUCGUGAGUCUUUCAUGUUGCUAACUGUACAUUUAAUAGUGCUGACUAUAUUUUUGCACAGGACAAUGGAAACGAGCAAGAUGAUGAAGUGUGUCUUAGUAGCCAAAAAAAGGAACCACAAACCCAAUGACUUGCUCUGUAGUUUUACCCUGGACAGAAUCUUGUACUGGCAGCAGUGCGAGCCCAGUGGCUUUUGCCUUUGAACAUACAGAAAGGCAUAACAAAAGGGUAUAAACCCCAUCUUCUUGGGCCAGACUGGUAAUAUGAGCCCAGCGUUUCAUCUCUGACAGUCACAGCAGGAGAUGUUACUUAGGAAGAGCACUCUGAGCCUGGUUAAUGUCUGCCAUUUGCAUACCUCAUGAUUGGAUUAAGGAUGUUAAAGAGUUUGUCCCAGCAUUGAGUAUUCAUCCAAUCCAUACUAGCAUGAUUUUUUCUUAAGCCUUUUGAAUUUCCUCCAUAAACACUUCAUGUAAUUUUCUCUGUAAGCAACAGGUUACAGUGACCAUUCACUGGCUAAAGAAGAACUUUUACCAGUUUGAAAGUGACCUCUUACCUCGGUGAGUGCUCCGAGUUCUGUAUUUCAGAAUUCAGUGCAAUACCGAGUUGCUUUUGCAGUUCUUGAUUGCAUCCUCCUCAGCCUCCAAGCUGAGUUCCCACCUUUUUGCAUUUCUCAUGUAAGUUAGGUGCUUCACCUCCUUGAUUACUUUGAUAGUCCUUUUCCACAUCUCUGGCUUCACUGCUUUCUUCUGGACAUCUGGAGGCCAGGAUCAUGCACUGUCCUGAAGCAGGCUGAAGUUUUGAAUAGUGGCAAAAUGAUGCUUUCCCUUUUGCUCU